AUGACAGAGGUGUUAACCGUAGAGUUCUGUGGAUGCACUCAGGAACUCUUAACCAAGACCGUGUGCUCAGGGAAGCAAAAUUCACAGAACCAAACAUCAAAUGCUGAUUUCAUCUUGGUGGGCCUCUUUGGUGAAACCAAGCACGCCGUCCUCCUCUACACCGUGACCUUCAUCUUCUUCGUGAUGGCCCUCGCUGGGAACACCCUCCUCGUCAUCGUGAUCCACCUGGAGCCCCGCCUGCACACCCCCAUGUACUUGUUCAUCGGCCAGCUCUCCCUCAUGGACCUCAUGUACAUAUCUGUGACUGUGCCUAAGAUGCUCCUGGGCCAGGUCACAGGAGAUCAUACAGUUUCUCCCUUAGGCUGUGAGAUCCAGAUGUUUUUCUAUCUGACUCUCGCUGGAGCUGAGUUUUUCCUCCUGUCUGCUAUGGCGUAUGACCGAUACGCUGCUAUCUGCAGACCUCUCCAUUACCCCUUGCUGAUGAACCAGAGGGUCUGUGAACGCCUGGUGUCUGCUUGCUGGUUCCCAGGAGUGGUUGACAGUUUGCUGCUCACCCCCAUCACCAUGAGCUUCCCCUUCUGCCAGUCCAGAAAAAUCCUGAGCUUCUUCUGUGAGGCUCCCGCCUUGGAGGCUCUCUCCUGCGCCGACGUCUCCCUCUACAAGCUGCUCAUGUACCUGUGCUGUGUCCUCAUGCUCCUCAUCCCCAUCGCCGUCAUCUCUAGCUCAUACGCCCUCAUCCUGCAUCUCAUCGGCAGAAUCACCUCAGCAGAGGGCCGCAGGAAGGCCUUUGCCACCUGCUCCUCUCACGUAAUUGUAGUGUCACUCUUCUUUGGUGCUGCCAUCUACACCUACAUGCUUCCUGGUUCCUACCACACGGCUGAGCAGGACAUGAUGGUGUCAGCCUUUUACACCACCAUCACGCCUGUGCUGAACCCCCUCAUUUAUAGCCUCCGCAAUAAAGAUGUCACAGACGCUCUGCGGAGUAUGACGCGAUCAGGGCUGAGCCUAAGAAGGCUGUAAAUGGGGAUGCCUCUGUCCCUUUUAUGUU
This is a messenger RNA of Camelus dromedarius (Arabian camel), 1048 nucleotides long. Its product is annotated as olfactory receptor 2T3. Gene Ontology annotation, biological process: G protein-coupled receptor signaling pathway; detection of chemical stimulus involved in sensory perception of smell. Gene Ontology annotation, molecular function: olfactory receptor activity; G protein-coupled receptor activity. The record is from RefSeq and is a predicted model, not a curated record. NCBI's taxonomy places the organism in Eukaryota, Metazoa, Chordata, Mammalia, Artiodactyla, Camelidae. Gene Ontology annotation, cellular component: plasma membrane.